UUUUGUAUAAAGGAGGCGUGUUCUCUUUUGAUGAAUCUUUAGAAGGGCCCAAUUACAAUUGCAGCAUAUGGGGUCCGACGUGUGAUUCAAUUGACUGCAUUACUAAAAAUGGAUUUCUUCCCGAAUUAUUGCCCGGUGACUGGCUGUAUUUCGAGGAGAUGGGCGCAUAUACUAUUUGCGCUGCCUCUCAGUUUAACGGAUUCAAGAAGAGUGAAGUCCUUUACACUACCACUGAUCCUCAUGUGCUAUCCAUUCUUCACGAAAGUUUUUACCCAAAUCAUGGCUAA
Molecule: messenger RNA, 287 nt
Organism: Acaulospora morrowiae
Lineage: Eukaryota; Fungi; Glomeromycota; Glomeromycetes; Diversisporales; Acaulosporaceae
Source: the annotation of a GenBank genome assembly